Molecule: messenger RNA, 393 nt
Organism: Yamadazyma jaroonii
Lineage: Eukaryota; Fungi; Ascomycota; Pichiomycetes; Serinales; Debaryomycetaceae
Source: the annotation of a GenBank genome assembly
AUGAAGAGAAGGGCAGAUAAUGAUACCACCACAAUUGUGCACCAACGGAUUCCAUGUACGCUAACACCUUGUUGGAUAGAUCUGAUAAACUUUGAUAGUUACGAAGCGUAUGAAUCCCAUGUUCAAACUGUUCACACUAAUAUAUGUACUCAGUGUAAGAAGAAGUUCCCGACUUAUAACUAUCUAAUGAUACAUAUCGAAGAACAUCACGAUCCAUUCUUCCAAAUCAAGAAGGAACGGGGUGACAAAGUUUAUAAGUGUUUCAAUUAUGAUCCCAGUGAAUCAGGAUGUCAUAAGAAAUGCUCAGAUAGUCAAAAGAGAAGAUUACAUAUGAUAGAUAAACAUGGAUAUCCAAGAGACUUUAACUUUAAAAUUAUAGAUUACGGAAUUUAA